This is a messenger RNA of Suillus paluster, 2182 nucleotides long. RefSeq lists its product as uncharacterized. The coding region runs from base 205 to 1989 and encodes 594 amino acids. The transcript is spliced from 4 exons. NCBI's taxonomy places the organism in Eukaryota, Fungi, Basidiomycota, Agaricomycetes, Boletales, Suillaceae. The record is from RefSeq and is a predicted model, not a curated record.
UUUCGAUCUAAUUGCUUGGUUCGCCUUGCACUUGCCUUGCUUCUUGCUGAAACACAACGAGGAAACGAGAGGAGGAAACGCUGACGGGUAAAACCUACAGGGGAAAGUCAGUUUAGUCCCCUUCUAAAUGAUUCGACUCUAGUCGCAUUCAUUGAACACUCAGAAACUUUGACAGUGCUUUAUUCGAGAUUUGAACGACUCGCAAUGUCGCUUUAUACACCAGUAUUCCCGCCAUCUCUCGAACGCAGGUCUGCAGGGCGCAAGGCCGCGCUGUCAUCCAAUAAACCCAACCAACUGUCUGCUACCGAGAUACUACGCGACAUUCAUCUUUUUCUUGCCACCAAACCUGAGGUAUUUGCACCCUCCUCAAGACCCAGCUCACCCUCGUUCGACUCAAACGUUGGAAAACUGAAACAAUCUGUCCUCGAGGCAAUCGACGCCGCAAGAGGAGACACAGGGGACGGGAAAUGGAAACAGGUUAGCGAGAAGUUGAAGAUGGGGUGUGUCAGGGGACGAUAUCGCAUGACUGGAUUAAACCAACGCUGGAAUCCAGCUGAGGACGCGGAGUUGAUACUACCAGAUGACGAAGAAACAUGGUUGAAGCUGGAGAAAGAUAGGUCAGAGGCGAGGAGACUCAAAGAGAAUGCCAAGUAUUCUCGUCAUCCCGAUUUGGAAAUUAUUCAAGCGCCAGACACUGUCUCACCCAAGACCCUGCAGAAUGUUAAGGAAAAGGUAGCCAAGUGGCAAGCGACGAUCUCCACACCUGAAGCCGCAUCGGGUGCCGAUAACACUGUAACCGUUACUUCAGUACUCAGGGGUGCCUCCAAGUCGGGGGUGAAACGAACGACAUCGCUGAAAGAUAAAAGCCAAAUUUCGUCGCUUGGUUUCCCUGUCGUAAAGCGCAACGUUGCAAACGCGACUGGUAAGAAGGGCAAGGGACGCCCCGAUGGAGAUGCUUCACCUAAUUUUCGGGCCCACGGAGAUCCAGAAGGUGGCCAUACUCCCGGCGGCUCCAAAUCACCAGCGGCACCCAGCGGUGGUUUGCCAGAAAAAGCUAGCUUCAGGACCCCGCUGAGGUCCUUGCACGCUCCCGAUGGGGAUUUACCCAAGAUCACUGACUUUCCGGAAACGCCGUAUCUUCCUCCAUCCUUCCCAUCGCAGCUUGAAACCUCGACCCCACAACCGCGACGUGGCGCUGCGGUGCCUAUCCGGGCUAAGCCUCCGCCGAUUUACCCUGUAUGUGUAACAUCGUCUCUUCCACACCUGUCAACUCCCAGAGAUGGCAAUCCACAUCAUCCCGGCGAAGAUCAGCACAUUGUUGACACAUCUUCUUCGCCCCCUCUGCAUUCUGAUGGACGACAAGUACACAAACGCCCUCUAUCUCCGUCCUCUAUGCAUGACGCAGUGUCUUCCACUACGAAGAAACGACGGGUAAGGUCUCCCACUCCAGCCUGUUGCCCUCGAGCAACGACGCCACCGGCAAAUGUGCCAGAGGUGAAGAAGCGCACAUUUAUGCCAGCCCCUGAGGGUGGACUUCCUACUCUCACUGAGUUGCUGGCAACUUCCCCUCGACCGAAGACACGCCAGAGACCUCCUUUGGAAAAUAUACUUCGUGCCGAGAGCGAACCUUCGCCCCAUGCGGUCAAAGACAAUCCUUCGCCUGCGAAGUCUUACUUCUCGACUCCAGGUUCGGGACCAUCCGAUUCCCCUGCUUCCAAUCACAACCUUCUCCUUCACUCACCUGUUAGCCCCAUGCGGUCAUUUGCUCAGAAUCCCAAUGUAUUUCUUCCUCAGUUUACCUCCACACAAGCUGGGGGUUCGCGUCACGCCGGGAGUAGUGGCAUCUUCGGCGUGGGCUAUAGUUCCCAGUUUGAUGUGGAAAGACAUGUUGACCGUGUCAGCGAAUUGUUAGAGAAGGAUGUCGAUUUUGGUGGAUGGCUGCGCGAUGUGCCGUCAGUGGAAGAGCCGGAAGCUGGCCAGGACCAAUGAUUAACACACUAUAUGCAAUACCCGCGAACGUGCAAACUGCUGACUAGUUAUACUCCACUCGUGUAUUUUAGUCACGACUAGUUGCUUUACUGGGAAUAAAAACUUCAAGAAGAGUUUGGACCGUAGAAGGCAAGUUGAAGGGAAGAAUGCGCCCAUCAAUGCCUUGAGGCAGCUGAGAUAAUGAACUUCUAAA